GAGAGUAAAAGAACAUCAAAACCAAAGACUUAAUUUUUUUUGACAUGGGUACAUUGGGAUUUUAAUAUAUUUGAAUAUUUUAUUAUGGAUUUUUUGUCUUUCAUUCCUUGCCAAAAACAGUGAAAUCUCAUGAAAGUCUAGGACUUUUCAGGGUCACCUUCUUCAAUCAAAGAGGACCCUUUUUUCCUAUUUUAUUUUUUAUUUUCUUAAAAAGAAAGAAAAAAAAUUCGAUUUUUAUUUUUUUUGGUUUCUAUUUUGCCCUGUUCAUGGAUCCCAAGGGCUCAAAGCAACCUCAGGAGGUCCCCAACUUCUUGAGCCUCCCUCAGCAACAACAACAACAACAAUCACAACCCAGUACCAAUAUGGGAGAGAAUAAACCAGCUGAAAUCAAGGAUUUUCAGAUUGUGGUUGCAGACAAAGAUGAGAGCAAAAAGCAGUUAGCACCGAAGAGGAGUUCAAACAAAGAUAGGCACACGAAAGUGGAAGGAAGAGGAAGGAGGAUAAGGAUGCCAGCCUUAUGUGCAGCAAGGAUUUUUCAGUUGACCAGAGAAUUGGGUCAUAAAUCUGAUGGUGAGACCAUUCAGUGGCUUUUACAACAGGCGGAGCCGUCGAUAAUAGCAGCCACCGGGUCCGGGACUAUACCUGCUUCAGCUUUGGCAGCCGCUGGGGGCUCUGUUUCACAGCAGGGUGCCUCUCUUUCAGCUGGGUUACACCAAAAGAUUGAUGAGUUAGGGGGGUCCGGUAUUAUUGGGUCAGGAGGGAGUAGUAGGACCAGUUGGGCAAUGGUAGGUGGAAAUUUGGGGAGACCCCAUGUGGCCACAGGGAUAUGGCCCCCUACUGUCAGUGGGUUUGGAUUUCAGUCAUCUUCUGGUCCAUCAACAACAAAUUUGGGAAGUGAAAGCUCAAAUUAUCUGCAAAAAAUUGGCUUUUCUGGGUUUGACUUGCCAGUCACCAACAUGGGUCCUAUGAGUUUCACCUCAAUUUUGGGUGGGAACAACCAGCAGCUUCCUGGAUUGGAGCUUGGGCUGUCUCAGGAUGGUCAUAUUGGGGUUUUGAACCCUCAAGCUUUGUCCCAGAUGUAUCAGCAGAUGGGUCAGGCUAGAGUGCACCAGCAACAGCAACAGCAACAGCAGCAUCAGCAGCAUCAUCAACAACAUCAGCAUCAACAUCAACAUCAACAACCUCCUGCUAAGGAUGAUUCUCAGGGCUCAGGACAGUAGAUUUGGAGACAUAUCAAGAUUGUUAUGAGUUUGGGAAAACAUGUUGGAGCCAGCAUUUGUUGGGAGGCUGAGUUUUAUAUUUUUUAUUUUCUUAAUGGUUUUUGUGUUGUAUAAUUGGAAAGAAUAUGAGGAGAAAAAGAGAGAAAGAUAGAGAUACUUGAGAGAAUUCAAUAGAAAAUGGAUUUGGUUUGCCCUUCUUCUUUCUCCUUUGCAUGGCUCAUGUCUCCAUAUGCAGGUGAAAUUGUGCACUGCCCAUAUAGCAUCGGUUUGAGCUUAACUUCUUUGAUUCAAAGGUGUGUUGAGUAUAGUGUAAGGCAUCUAUAAUUAUUUUGUUCUGCUCUAGUUCUGAAAGGAGUGAUCCUCAGUUUGUUUGUGAAAGUUUUAAACGUAGAGUUAUAUAGUCAUACUUCUCCAA
This is a messenger RNA of Humulus lupulus (European hop), 1635 nucleotides long. Its product is annotated as transcription factor TCP20. The record is from RefSeq and is a predicted model, not a curated record. Gene Ontology annotation, molecular function: sequence-specific DNA binding; DNA-binding transcription factor activity. Gene Ontology annotation, cellular component: nucleus. The coding region runs from base 267 to 1220 and encodes 317 amino acids. The transcript is spliced from 2 exons. Lineage: Eukaryota; Viridiplantae; Streptophyta; Magnoliopsida; Rosales; Cannabaceae.